AUGAAGACCACAAGCAGCAGCAGCAAGGCCCACGACAACCUGCAAGUAUCCGUGCAGGUCAUCGAAGGGACGUAUGAAUGCGACAAGGCAUUAGAGGCUCGGACCAUGCCCAAUCCCACGGUCGUGUCGGGUGGAAAUAUCUAUCAGACUGUAGCGAUUCAAAAGCAAUGUUCCAGCUCGGAACAAGAUGGCGAAGCUUGGGUGUUUGUCAAACCAACCUGUGGCAUCGCGGGGGGCAUUGCGCGAGAUAAUAUUGUAACAGCCGAAGACAUGCUGCAAGAGACUGUUGUACCGAUUCAGUAUGGCAGUAGCAGCAAUGGCAGUAGCUAUGAUUACAACAACACUCAAGAUCGGAGCGAUCGGAUUCCCACCAUUACGAUUGCUCAUUGCGAAAUUGAAGAUGAGUGUCAGGUGGAGUAUGUAUGUGCCAAUUUUACAUGCAGUGGUUUGACGUCCUGUGAUGUGGAUAUCCCUGACUUUGUUAUCAAUAGCACAUCUGACAGCACUACCACGUACAUGCCGGGUGAAGAAUGCCUGCCACGAGACUUUUCCAUGGAGCUAGACAAUGGAGAGGUCUGCGAGUUCAAUCUCAUGUGCACCAGCGAUAUUUGCAUCGAAGGAACGUGUCGUGCCGAGAGAUUGAAUGAUUUCCAAGUGUGCGAUGAG
Seminavis robusta is the source of this 666-nucleotide messenger RNA. Lineage: Eukaryota; Bacillariophyta; Bacillariophyceae; Naviculales; Naviculaceae. The record is from the annotation of a GenBank genome assembly.